AUGGCGUUCUCUAGCAUUUUGCAUUCUCCAAUUCAGUUCCCUCUCCCCGGCCCCCACCAGCAUCACCGCCGCCGCGCCCCCUUUUUCACGGCAGCCGCCAUUCCCCCUCUCGCCGCCGCCACGGAGUUAGCCUCAGUCUACGGAAACCUGGACAGCGCGGCGAUCGCCGUAAUCGGCGGCGGGUCCGUCGCCGCCGUCGCCGCCGCGCUCUCCCUCGCCGACCCGGAGAGGCGCCGCCAGCUGCAGGCGGAGGAGGUCGGCGGCGGGGACAAGGAGGUGGUCCGGGAGUACUUCAACAACGACGGGUUCCAGCGGUGGCGGAGGAUCUACGGGGAAACCGACGACGUGAACAAGGUGCAGCGGGACAUCAGGCUGGGCCACUCGAAGACGGUGGAGAACGUGAUGAAGAUGCUUCUGGACGAGGGGCCGCUGAGUGGGGUCACGGCAAAAGAGGAGCUUUUCAACGGCAAGGACGAGCUACCCUCCGGACUCGUACUGCCAAAAUUCGAAGUGAAAGACUUGGAGAGCUUAGACGGAAAGUACAACACAGUAGUCUGCUUAGACGUUUUGAUACACUACCCUCAGAACAAAGCAGAUGCCAUGAUUGCACACUUGACUUCUUUGGCUGAGAGCCGAUUGAUACUAAGUUUUGCCCCAAAGACAUUUUACUAUGAUCUGCUGAAGAGAGUUGGGGAACUAUUCCCUGGGCCCUCAAAGGCUACACGGGCUUAUCUUCAUGCUGAGGCAGACGUGGAGAGGGCAUUGAAGAAAGUUGGGUGGAAAAUAAGAAAGAGAGAUUUGAUAACAACACAGUUCUACUUUUCAAGAGUCGUUGAGGCUAUUCCUGCUCAGUGA
Messenger RNA from Striga hermonthica, 855 nucleotides. Lineage: Eukaryota; Viridiplantae; Streptophyta; Magnoliopsida; Lamiales; Orobanchaceae. The record is from the annotation of a GenBank genome assembly.